Messenger RNA from Hevea brasiliensis (rubber tree), 1234 nucleotides. Its product is annotated as short-chain dehydrogenase TIC 32 B, chloroplastic. The coding region runs from base 108 to 1076 and encodes 322 amino acids. The transcript is spliced from 8 exons. Lineage: Eukaryota; Viridiplantae; Streptophyta; Magnoliopsida; Malpighiales; Euphorbiaceae. The record is from RefSeq and is a predicted model, not a curated record.
CUUGCUACUGAGCACCAAUAGACCAAUUUUCAUGCAUUGCUUUAUGAUCAAUCUGCACUAGUUCUUUCUCUCUCUCUAACUCUGGAGAGGCUUAACUUGUUGCAGAAAUGAGCAUCCUUUCAUUGGUCACAGGAUCGCCUGGUCCUAGUGGGUUUGGAUCAGCUUCUACCGCUGAACAGGUUACUGAAGGGAUUGAUGCUUCCAAUCUUACUAUUAUUAUCACUGGUGGAGCAAGUGGGAUAGGGUUGGAGACUGCAAGAGUCUUGGCUCUUCGCAAGGCUCAUGUGAUUAUAGCAGCAAGAAACAUGGAGGCUGCAAAUAAAGCCAAGCAAUAUAUUCUUAAAGAUGUUCAAGAUGCCCGAGUAGAUGUUAUGAAACUGGAUUUGGCUUCCAUCAAAUCUGUCAACGAAUUUGCUGACAAGUUCAUUGCUCUUGAUCUACCGCUUAACAUCUUAAUAAACAAUGCUGGCAUUAUGUUCUGCCCCUACCAGCUCUCUGAAGAUGGAAUAGAGAUGCAAUUUGCAACUAAUCAUAUUGGUCAUUUCCUCUUGACAAACCUUCUCCUGGAGAAAAUGAAAGACACUGCGAGAAGCACUGGCAUUGAGGGUAGGAUUGUGAAUUUGUCGUCAAUAGCCCACAUCUACACUUACAGAGAUGGAAUUAAUUUUGAUAAAAUCAAUAAUAAGAGGAGUUACUCUGAUAAAAAGGCAUAUGGGCAAUCCAAGUUGGCCAACAUACUUCAUGCCAAAGAGCUUACCCGCCACUUUCAGGAAGAGGGUGUGAACAUUACUGCCAAUGCAGUCCAUCCAGGAUUGAUAAUGACCAAUCUCAUGAGAUAUUCUGCACUGCUAAUGAAAAUAUUGAAGUUCUUUAGCUUUAUUCUAUGGAAGAAUGUACCCAAGGGAGCAGCAACAACAUGCUUUGUGGCAGUUCAUCCAAGUUUGAAAGGAGUCAGUGGAAAAUACUUUGCGGACUGCAAUGAGAUAAAGCCAAGCACAUUUGCUAGGGAUGAAUUACUAGCAAAAAGACUCUGGGAUUUCAGCAACGAUCUCAUUAGUUCUGCUUCAAAGCCUUAAUAUAUAUAUAUAUAUAUAUAUAUAUAUAUAUAUAUAUAUAUAUUAAUUUCUAAUCUUCGAGGCUUAUCCAUGUUUUUUCACAAAGCAAUGAGAUAAUAAAUAAAAGCCAGAUGCACAUUUCUUCUCACUUCUAAUACUUAAAGAGUGAGUGAUCCAAA